Molecule: messenger RNA, 2253 nt
Organism: Clonostachys solani
Lineage: Eukaryota; Fungi; Ascomycota; Sordariomycetes; Hypocreales; Bionectriaceae
Source: the annotation of a GenBank genome assembly
AUGCAUCACGGUAAAGUCCAGGAAAGUGGGACGCCUCUCCUUGGUUCGGAGAUAGCCUUGGAAACGAUGAAUCUCCGGACUGGUAGCUAUCAAGAUGCGUAUCUUCAAGAAUUUGGCGGCAAGAGGCCUCGUGGCAAGUUUUUUCGUAUGCGACGGAAGAAUGGUGGCAAGCCAAUGUCUCGAGAUUCAGCUACAGGUUGGAGGCUUGGUGCGUCGGUUGCAGCCGCCAUAGCGCUUGUUGUCUUGAUAGCCAAUGUUACGAUGGCCGGCGUGUUUACCUCGAGGGCACGAGCUCAAGGAUAUACCUCAAAUGUCGUACCCAUCAACAUUGGUAACUGCGGCUACAUCAAGAAACUUGGCAUCGGGAUACAUCUCGUUAUCAAUAUUGUUAGCACCCUUCUUUUGGGAGCAAGCAACUAUUGCAUGCAGACUAUAAGUGCUCCGUCGCGCGAUGACGUUGAUAGAGCGCAUGCAAAGGGCUCGUGGGUAGAUAUUGGCAUACCCAGCCUCCGAAAUCUGCGCUUCAUUAGGAAGCGGCGAGUUUUUGUCUGGUUCUGCCUUGGCGUAACUUCUAUUCCACUUCAUCUUGUCUACAAUUCUAUCUUCUUUGUGUCCACUAACAACAAUCUGUACCGAAUCUGGUACGCCGACGAUUCCUUCGCGCGAGGUGCUCCUUUCAACGAGACGUUUUUCGCACAAGCUAUAGCCCUUGGAAAUGUCAACGCCGGCAAAGUGCAAGAUCAGCUUAUGCACGGCGAGCGAUAUCAAAAUCUCACCAACGACGAAUGCAUCAACGCUUACGCAAAAGCUUUGAUUGAGGACAGAGGGAACGUGAUUUUAGUCAUGGAUAGACCCGCAAAUUGCAGUAUUUUCAACGAUCCAUUUGAUCUGAGACUGAGCGAACCCGGCCACUCUUCUCUUCCGGAUUGUGGAAACACAUCGGCCACAUCUCUGUACUCAGUUGACAACUACAACAAUGAUUUCAGCCCCGAGACCGAUCCCUACAUUAGUAACUGGUAUUACUGGAUCUGUUCCCAAGAUGAUGGAGCCUGGAAGGACCAGCUGGGAGCAGAUCCAUGGACAAUCCAUGGCAUUAAGGUCAACUACUGUCUCAGCGAAAAACUAAACAGCCAAUGCCAACUAAGAGUUUCCCUCAAUCUCAUUUAUGCGGUUAUAGCUUUUAACGCGGCCAAGCUGAUAAUCAUUAUCCUCAUCGCGACAAGCUCUUGGAUCAACGACGAGCCUCUGGUAACUGUCGGAGACGCAGCUGCUUCUUUCAUUGAAUCUCCUGAUCCGAUAACGAAAGGGCUCUGUCUCGCAUCUGCACGUGAGAUUAUACAUACUAAGGUAUCUGAAGAAUCAUCCCACGCGGUUUAUCAGCCCCCGAGAAAACGCUGGUUCUCUGCUGGUAGCUCCCUUCGCUGGACAAUUGCCUCGCUCCUGACUCUUACUGCAGUAGGCGUGAUUCUUGGAUUGCUAGGAUAUGCGUUAAAGAUGCUGGGAAGCCGCUUUUCCCGAAGCGAUUUUGGUUCUCUAUGGUCUUUUGGUAUCGGGACUAUCAACCCUUACACGCUCAUCAGAAACUGGAAGAUCCCCACAGAAGGAGAUCUAGCCGUUGCUGGUACCGUCCUCCUGACAAACUUACCGCAAAUCAUCUUGUCCUUUAUAUACUUGGUUCUGAAUUCCCUUCUAACGUCGAUGGUUGCUGCCGCAGAAUGGGCCAGUUUUGCUCACGGUUCACACCAGCCCCUCCGAGUCUCCUUCCCUAAAGGGGCACAGAAGUCUGCAUUCUUUCUAGAGCUUCCUUAUCAAUACAGUGUCCCCAUGCUAGUUCUCUCGAUACUGAUGCAUUGGCUCAUUUCUCAAGGAUUCUUCAUUGCACAGAUAUUUGAGAGGUACUUGUGGGACUUUGACGACAAUGAUAGGCUUGACCAAGAGGCGUUGGAUAAGAUGCAGGUAACCACAACGGGUGCGUACUCUCCGAUUGCUAUGGUUCUCACCUGUACCAUUCUUGUUAUAUUGUUUGGGAGCGUGGCCAUCCUCGGGGCUCGCCAGUUGAGGGAUGGGAUGCCGCUUGCCGGAAGUUGCAGCUUAGCCAUAUCCGCUGCGUGCCAUACGCCUGGGGGAACUUCCAGUUUACUACCAGUGAAGUGGGGGGUAGUCCGUUCAGCAGAAGGACCUGUAGAUACCGGUCAUUGCUCUUUUUCCAACGACGAGGUAGAAUUGCCAGAACCUGGUAACCGCUAUGCAUAA